This is a messenger RNA of Pistacia vera, 1434 nucleotides long. RefSeq names its product aspartyl protease AED1-like. The transcript is spliced from 2 exons. Bases 76 to 1302 code for a protein of 408 amino acids. Gene Ontology annotation, molecular function: aspartic-type endopeptidase activity. Lineage: Eukaryota; Viridiplantae; Streptophyta; Magnoliopsida; Sapindales; Anacardiaceae. The record is from RefSeq and is a predicted model, not a curated record. Gene Ontology annotation, biological process: proteolysis.
AAGUAGGUUCACAAAUGCUUUGAAGUAGUCACUGCAAUUUGCUCAUUGUGUUUCACUAGAUUCAUACAUACAAAAAUGGGUCGUUUCUUGGCUAACUUUUGCCGUCUUCUUUGCUUUUGUUUUCUAUUUUUCUCUUUUGUUUCUGGAGCCAGAGAAUUGGCAGAUGAUCGCCAACAUGCUAUGGAAAUGAGGCCACUCAUGCCUACAUCCAAGAGCACUCCUUUAAUUACUAACCAAGGACCCGGCUCACAGCUUGCCCAAAACCAAUCCAAAGAUCGCUCUCUCGUUUCCCUCCCAUUUGGAGGGCCUAAACUUUCUCUGCAGCCAAUUGGCGCUGACAAUUAUGUUGUCACAGUUGGGUUUGGCACACCUAAACGUGAUUUAACCUUAAUGUUUGACACAGGCAGUGCCACCACUUGGAUCCAAUGCAAACCAUGCAUUAAUUGCUAUGAACUAGAGGAACCCAUUUUUGAUCCUUCUCAAUCUUCAACUUUUUCCAAUUCUUCAGAGCAGUACACCCAAAAAUACCACGACAAGUCUUAUGCCAGUGGAUAUUUUGCACACGAUGCCUUAACCAUGGAUACUUAUGAGGUUAAAGACUUUGAGUUCCUUUGUGCCCAUAAUACUGGUGGAUUCUUUGGUGAAGUUGCCGGGCUUCUUGGCAUCGGCUUAAGUGACAAUUCUCUGAUAUCUCAAACAUUCUUAAAUUUUCUUCAAUUGUUCUGCUACUGUCUCCCACCCACAGAAAACUCCUCUGGGUUUCUUGUUUUUGGAAUUACAGCAGCAACAACUUGCCUUCCUCAAUUUGGUACUCCACUUAUAAGUGAUCCAGAUGGAUACAAUCGAUACUUUGUCAACCUUGUUGGUAUAACAAUUGGAAACAAGACAUUGCAAAUAUCUUCAAAUGACGCUUCAUCAUUACGAAACACCAUUAUUGACUCUGGAACCCGCAUCAGUCGCUUGCCUCCAUCAGUUUAUUCAGAACUUCGCUCUUCAUUUAACAAGUUGAUGUCAAAAUAUCCUGUUGCGCCAAACUCUAGCUUGUUGGACACGUGCUAUAAUCUUCAGGGGUACGAUCAAAGCAGUAUCAUACCAUCUAUGAUAUUGCAUUUUGAUAAUUCCGUGGAGUUAAAUUUGGACCAUAAUUCUGUUGUUUUGAGUGAGACUGAUUAUAAAGUCUGUUUGGCUUUCGCUGAAGAUACUGAAACAAUUAUUGGUAGCUAUCAACAACGGAAUGUAAAUGUACUCUACGACAUAGUUGAUAAAACAGUGGGAUUUUCUGCUGGAUCUUGCGGCAACUAAUGUCAUAUAUUCAUGUAUAAGUAACUGAAUGUAGACAUCUAAGAAGCAAUUGAGAUGUUUCAUUAAUAUUGCAAUUAAUAAUUAAUUAAGCAAGCUUUUUUAUAUCCUCAAAACCAUAGAUAAGUAGAACGU